AUGAAGGCCGUGGGUGACACAUGGAUCAAUCCAGAGCCCACUUCUUGGCUGCAGAGGCCAUUCCUGAAAGCCUCUACCAUUAAAAUGGAUGCUGGGGGUAACAAGUGGCCAAGGAGCAAAUGGGCCAACAGCGGGCUCCUGCUAGAUGGGGCUGUUGAUGACGCCACUGAGUGUGUCAGAUUCAACAACAGUGUUGGUGAAAAGAUCUCCUUUGAUAAAAAUGGAGAAUUCAUUGGCGGAUAUGAUAUAAUCAAUUGGAUCACAUUCCCAAACCAGUCCUUUCUUAGGGUCAAAGUUGGAAUGAUAGAUCCCACAGCUCCACCAGAGAAGUUCUUCAAUAUUUCUGUAAAUUCCAUCACGUGGCCAGUAGGCUUUAAUCAGGCAUUACCUCUAUCUUUGUGUAAUGAUCCUUGUGAGACAGGACACAGCAAGGCCAAGAAAGAAGGGGAGUCAUUUUGCUGCUAUGAUUGCUGGCUGUGCCCAGAAGGAAAAAUAUCAAAGGAGAAAGAUAUGGAUGACUGCUUCCCAUGUCCUGUAGAUCAAUAUCCAAAUCCUGAGAAAAAUAUGUGCAUUCUAAAACAGAUCACUUUUUUGUCCUAUGAAGAACCCUUGGGGAUCACUCUGACUGUUCUUUCCCUUUGCUUUUCUCUAAUGACAACUUUGAUCAUCACAAUAUUCAUGAAACACAAAGACACUCCCAUCGUCAAAGCCAACAACCAAAAUCUCUCUUAUACACUCCUAGUUUCCCUUCUCCUCUCUUUCCUUUGUGUCUUUCUAUUUGUUGGCAGACCGGAUAAGAUUUUGUGUCUCCUUCGACAACCAGCUUUUGGCCUCAUCUUUUCUGUAGCAAUUUCUUGUGUAUUGGCCAAAACCUUUGUUGUGGUUCUAGCAUUCAUGGCCACCAAACCUGGUUCCAGAUUGAAGAAAUGGGUGGGUGGAAGAAUGGUCAACUACAUUAUUAUUUCCUGCUCCUUUGUUCAAAUAUGUGUUUGUGCUGUGUGGCUGAUAACAUCCCCACCAUAUCCAGAUUUUGAUAUGAAGUUAAUGUCUGAAGAAGUCAUCAUGGAGUGCAAUGAAGACUCUGUUAUGUUCUGCUGUGUUUUGGGCUUUAUGGGUUUUCUUGCUCUGGUUAGCUUCUCUGCUGCUUUUCUAGCUAGGAAGUUACCUGACAGCUUCAAUGAAGCCAAAUUCAUCACCUUCAGCAUGUUGGUCUUCUGCAGUGUUUGGCUGUGCUUUAUCCCAACCUAUCUAAGCACUAGGGGAAAAUACAUGUUGGCUGUGGAGAUCUUUUCCAUGGUCUCCUCCAGUGCUGGUUUAUUGGUGUGCAUCUUUCUUCCCAAGUGUUUUAUCAUUAUGAUGAGACCUGAACUGAACAAUAAACAUCAGCUCAUGAAAAGAAAAUUUUAA
Pantherophis guttatus is the source of this 1407-nucleotide messenger RNA. The record is from RefSeq and is a predicted model, not a curated record. Lineage: Eukaryota; Metazoa; Chordata; Lepidosauria; Squamata; Colubridae.